GGCCUUACCUCUAGGAUAUCGACUAAGCCAUAUGUCUAACGCUGAGAAUGGAGAAUGCCCUUACUGUCGGGGGACGUUGCAGACAAUAGAACAUUUUACAGUAGAAUGUAAUCAAAGUCGACGAAUUUGGAACGUGUUAUACUCUAGCAUACCCGCAUUGGAAAAUAUAUCUCCACCAAAUUCCUUUAAGGAAGUGAUACAGUCUAGCAGUAGAGCGGAGAAUAAUCUGAGGCCUGCAAUUAGAUGGUUACAUGUCUUCGGUGUCUAUGAAAUAUGGUUUUACUAUACACAAGCCAAGUGA
Messenger RNA from Racocetra persica, 301 nucleotides. Lineage: Eukaryota; Fungi; Glomeromycota; Glomeromycetes; Diversisporales; Gigasporaceae. The record is from the annotation of a GenBank genome assembly.